AGGUCACGUGGUAAUAUGUCGUGACCGUGAGAUUUGCAUUAUGCAAGCAGGUCGGAUUAGGUGAUCGAGAUGCUCCAUCCGACCGAAACAAUUACAGUCUGUUGCGUGAUAUCGUACGGCAUGCUCUCAUGAUACUCCCCUUCUCUUUUGUCUUGCAUGACAGGCGAGACAAAGGGAGUGAAACACUGGUAUCACUCCAUCAAGUUCUACCGCAGAAUUGUAACCUUGCUUAAGUAGACUGAAGUACGAUAUGAACGGUCAAGAUCCUCUUCUGCUCUCAAUCCACGAUGAACUACCAGAUUCACCAUCCAUGUCAUAUCAACGUCCUCCCAGUUGAGAUACUAUCAUACAUAUUCACGCUGGCUACCCAUGACGCCGCAUCCACUAACAAUGACUACAAACGAAGAUAUGAGGUCCCCUUCAGUCCCGAAAGUGUCACAAUGCCAACUGUACUUGCGGCUGUACACCGCCACUGGAGAAAUAUUGCACUAUCCACCUCUACGCUAUGGUCAAGCCUCGUAAUGAGUCUUGGGCAGGUUGUUCGUGUCAAAGUUGGACCAGAUGCGGAUGACGAACGAGCAUAUACUACUUUCCUUGAUGUGCAGCGCUUGGCCGCUCAUAUCGCGCGGUCACGAAACUCUUCGGUGGACAUUCUUAUUGACACUCGAGAUCCAGAAUGGGAUUUUGAAGAUGAUGGGGAAGAAUGUUCAACUCACAAUGCGACGUGCAUCCCAUAUGCCACCUUCAUCCCUCAAAUCCUCGAUAUUUUGUUCCCGCAGAUGUACAGGUGGCGUUCGCUGACAAUCCUCAGCGAUACGUGGGCACCUCUUCGUGUCGCUCUUGAGCGUCUCAGUUUGCCCACUCUGACAAAGGGCUCAGGUGCUCCGCGCCUUGAAUCUUUAAUGCUCAUGCGAUGCAACGAGUUCUUAGGUCACUUGGACACCUUCUCUCCUCACACCCAACAUAUGUUCGACGGGAUACCAUUCGCCGCUUUGACGGGCGCGCCCCGCCAUGAUCUCUCUGCACAAUCUCACCCCCUUCCGAAGCUCCGAAACCUAACUCUUGUCGCCCUUAAUAAAGGCUGUAUUCAGUCGUUGGAGCUUUCGCAGCAUUGCCGUGAAGUUCGGCCGACAUUUGAUGAGUUUACAGGAAUCCUCAAGGCUUGUCCUCUCCUGCGAAAACUCACGAUCAGGGUCUCUGGGCCGAGGUUUGAUGCAGGAGUUCAACGCAGCGAUCGCCCGGUCUCGCUUCCCCUGCUUGAAGAGAUUCACCUGGGGUAUACCAAUGUCGAAGAUGCUGCCAUGCUUCUCAGCCACAUCCAUGCCCCUAACCUCAUCAUCCUGUCCAUCGAGGAUGCCAAUCACAUCGCCAGUCCUGAUGAUGAAGACUCUGGCCCUCUCCUGAUUUAUCUCGCAACCGGUUUCCUUGAUUUAUGUGGCGUCUCCACGGAUGGCUCGAGUCAUGGACCGUACAGCUACUACUCAGCCAUGUCCAAAGAUUCCGUUGCCAGGACGAUCAAGACGCCAUUUCCACACCUGGAGCGACUGUCGCUCCACAGUGUCAUUGCAUGCGUGAUUCCGUUCAGUCUCCUGGUCGCUGCCAUUCCAAAACUCCGUCACCUGUCACUAUGUCGCACGCCAAAUGCGUUCGCAGCUCUGUUGCCCAUUCAGACUCCUUUUGCGGACGCCUGUACCCGCAUCAUACCUUGCCGUGCCCUUGAGUCCAUCGAAAUAUCUUGUGCUGAAGAACGGACAAAACACAUUCUUGAUUUUGUGUUGAGGGAACGCGAGCAGAGUGGUGCACCACGUGUGUGUAACAUCGACAUUCACCUUGAGGUGUGCUCCGCGGACGCCAAUGAGAUCGGAGGGUACCAAGCUGUAGAAGACGUCGUGGUUGGGAACCACAUUACAUAUGGGGAGAGUGUGUCAGACGAGGAAGAUCUGUUUGCGCCUGGUGGUGUCUUCAAUGAUCCCGAUUUUGACGAAGCAUAUCAUUUCUUAUCGUAGGUGUUACUUCUGUACACCGUACAGCCCUUAGAUCUAUAUUACUUGUGGGGCGUGUAACGCAUCGUAAACAACGCAUAAUGUGAUUAACCUUACCAUGUGUGAGCAUUAACAAUCCAUUCACACUAUUUUAUCCUCUGAUGCUAGAUUUGAU
Messenger RNA from Suillus subalutaceus, 2157 nucleotides. RefSeq lists its product as uncharacterized. The transcript is spliced from 3 exons. The record is from RefSeq and is a predicted model, not a curated record. Lineage: Eukaryota; Fungi; Basidiomycota; Agaricomycetes; Boletales; Suillaceae. The coding region runs from base 288 to 2006 and encodes 572 amino acids.